Molecule: messenger RNA, 201 nt
Organism: Pieris macdunnoughi
Lineage: Eukaryota; Metazoa; Arthropoda; Insecta; Lepidoptera; Pieridae
Source: the annotation of a GenBank genome assembly
AUGAGUUCUGUGAAGGAAAGUGUUAUACAAUUGAAGAAAAAGUCAAUAUUAUUCCGAUUAGAAGCCGGUGAAUCAAAUGCAACCAUCGAAAGGAUGGAUUAUGAGAGCAAUCAAAGAGCCUGGAUGACUGCUGACAUUUUUAACAAAUGGAUACGCGCAUGGGAUCGUGAACUUAUGAAAAAGAAAAUUCUCUUUAGUUGA